AUGAUAUUUGCGUCCGGACUUGCCCCCCACUUUGCAAUGACCAGCAUGCAGGAUAUGAAGAUCAAAGCUCGCUCCCAGCUGCGUAUUUCCGGCCUUUUCCCAUCCGCAUACUGGUUUGGACAAGCCCUGGUGGACGUCGCCCUCUCUUGGCUCCUCCUUUUCCUGAUGAUCGCCAUCCUGUUUGCAUUCAGCUAUUCCUUCCAUCUGUCAUUUUUAAAUGCGGUGCUGCUUAUUGUGGAAGUUUUGGGUUACGGCAUGGCCAUGGUCCUCUAUGUUUACCUGAUCACAUUGGUGUUCGGGAGGAAGAAGAUUCAUCAUGACCGAUGGUCCUUCUUCUUCAUCUUGUCCUCCGUCAUCCCGGCAAUCCUCCUGUGGGUCGUCAUUACCUUUCCAGUGGAAAUUUAUUUCCUCUACUUGAUCUUGGUGCCGCCCAGCAGUCUGAUGGCGUUUUUGAUCCACCUGGUUCACCUGAAAGAAGAUUAUUACAGGGUUCAGUUGUCAGUUGCGUACGGCCACCUGGUGAUUCCGUACGCACAGACUAUCGUAUUCUGGGGCCUCCUGUGGUUCUUGGAAUGGUGGAUUGGAACCAGAAGUUUAAAACAAGAUCCAGUAUUCAGGUUUACCAAAAGAAAACAUCCUUUUACCCAGAAUCCCGAGGAGCUGGAAGAUGCCGAUGAGGAGGUCCUGGCUGAGAAAGAAAGGGUUAACACCUUGAAAACCACAGAUCAGAAGGAGGAGAGGCCGACCAUCCUUGUGGACAGUUUGCGGAAAGAGUUUAAGGAGAAGUCAGGCUUCUGUAGAUUCUUCAGGAAGGAGAAGAAGAGAACGGCCAUCAGCCACACCUCAUUCUGCGUUAAGAAAGGUGAAGUUCUGGGACUUCUGGGCCCCAACGGAGCCGGCAAGACCACAUCUGUGCUGAUUCUGGCGGGGGAGAUGAAGCCAUCGGCUGGACAGGUGGUGCUAGGCAGUGCAGGAGACCCUCAUAGGACUGAAGACUCUGCAGCAUUGGGCUACUGUCCCCAGCACAACCCCCUGUGGCCCAACAUCACUGUAAAGGAACAUCUGGAGAUCUACGCUGCCGUCAAGGGCAUGAAUAAAGAGGACACAGACCGUGCUAUCAAACGGGUGAGUGAAGCUCUGGAGAUGAAGGAACAUCUCAGUAAACCAGCCAGGAAGUUGUCAGCCGGGGUCUCCAGAAAGGUGUGUUUUGCCAUCAGCAUGUUGGGUAAUCCCACUAUUGUUCUCCUGGAUGAACCUUCAACUGGUCUGGAUCCAAAAGGACAACAAAGGCUCUGGAGAGCCAUCCGAGCAGCCUUCAAGAACAGGGAAAGGGGUGCCAUCCUGACCACACAUUAUAUGGAGGAGGCCGAGGCUGUGUGUGACCGCGUGGCAAUCAUGGUGUCGGGAAAACUCAGGUGUAUCGGCUCCAUCCAGCAUCUGAAGAGUAAAUUCGGUAAAGGUUACCUCCUGGAGAUCAAACUAAAGGAUACUUAUCAGGUCGAUGUAAUCCACCAGGAGGUCCUCCGCCUCUUCCCACAAGCCGCCAAGCAGGACAGGUUCUCCUCUUUGUUGGUCUAUAAGAUCCCUAUGGACAAUGUCCAGUCUCUGUCUCAGGCCUUCCUACAGUUGGAGAAUGCUAAACAAAUCUUUAACUUCGAGGAGUACAGCUUCUCCCAGUCCACCCUCGAGCAGGUUUUCCUGGAGUUGGCCAAAGAACAGGAGAAGGAAGACUUCCACCUAGAUUCCUCAUUCCGAUGGAAACAACUGAGGAGCGAAGAGAUCUAA
Molecule: messenger RNA, 1785 nt
Organism: Staurois parvus
Lineage: Eukaryota; Metazoa; Chordata; Amphibia; Anura; Ranidae
Source: the annotation of a GenBank genome assembly